AUGAUCAAGUUCAAGGCAGGAAUAAGCCGCCGCGCAGCUGGCACCAAUUCACUUCCGAAUCACCGAGGGGCGCACCUCCGUGAAUCAAUUAAGGCCCAGGGCGGGCAGCUCAGCUUCUGCAAACCGCUGCAAGACGUCAGGAAUGCCACUCUCGAUCUCGCUGAAGGCUCCACACCAUGCAGGUUUCGACUCGUAGACUGCUACAGUCUCAUUCAUGAGGACGAGUUGUGCAUCUACGAAUUCGAACAGCUACCCACUGUACCGUACGCAGCGGUGUCUUACGUUUGGCGGGGAAACCCUCCCGGCUCAGACUGGAAAGACCAGCUCGGAACUUUCUCUGUGAAGGGGGCGGAGGAUGGAGACCCGAUCAGUCUUGACGUCCUCAAAUAUGUUGGCAAUGCCGUUUCCCUGGGUCUAGAGACCGAUGUCGGUCCUUUCCUCUGGCUCGAUCGUCUCUGCCUCUUGCAGACGGACAAAUCAGACAAAUCCUGGCAAAUUUCAAACAUGCACAAGAUCUACAAGUCUUGCAUGGUCUGCGUCGUCUUACCUGGAGGCAUUCGAGGUCUCGUUAAAUUGGAUGAGGAGACGGCUUGGAUUCAUAGAGGGUGGACCCUCCAGGAAGCUCUCAUGCCAGAGAAAGUCAUCGUCCUCUUCCUCUUUUCGAGGGACUUCUUCGACAAAGGUGACGAAGUUGACAAGGUGCUGAAAGCCGGCGAAAAUAGUGAUAAGCAAGACUUUUCGCCCAGUGGACGAGGGGACAGGCAUCCUCAUGUGUAUUUGAGGACCAUGAAGAGAUUUGGUGCUGCGGCUUGGAUGCCGCUAGACUCACUGUUGGAUGCCACAACAGUGAAUCCUCAUUGGAAGAUGACGAUGAUGUGGCCGCCAUCCGAUAUGUCAGAUAACCCCUCUAUAUUGGGUGGGUAUACGGAAUGUAACUUACUGCGAAUGGCUCGGACGGCGUCCAUUUCUGCUUACGAGGGCCGCGAAGAAUGGCGCGAGCAAGCAAUAUGGCGGGCAUCGUUCAUCCGUACAUCAUCACGUCCAGUGGACAUGGUAUUCAGCAUCAUGCAGCUAUUCAACGUCAACCUUGAUACAACCAAAUUCGACGAAGACGACCGUUUGGGAGCCACAAUUGCCCUUGCCUCUGAGAUACUGCGCAGAGGCAAAACCGCGAGCUGGCUAUCUGGACUGUAUACGCUGGAUCCUGGGCCCCAGAUAUGUACUUUCCCCCGCUUUCCGAACACCAGUGCGGCUGGAAAAGCGGUGGUGAAGAAGGAAAACGGCGAUGAGGUGGAAAUGGUCGAAGAGAUGAAAAUCCCAACGUUCCGUUGGUUGGAUAAUGCCCCGGGCGGAAGCAUGGGCCAGGAUGGGUACUUCACCUUCACAAGGGCCGCCGUUCGAAUAACGCGAGCCUCGAGUACGGACGCACCAGGCAUCGACCAACACAGUGGCCCCGAGGCAAUAGAUGGUUUCAUGCACUUUGCUGCCGAGGACGGCUCGUUAUGGCGAAUACACCCGGAUGCUUCCGACACACAGAGACUCGACGACCGACCUCGCGCAUUUAUGGUUCUCCUAGGCGUACAGGUCGGGCACAUCAUCAGUGCGGAGGAACCAGAGCCCGAGGGAGAUUGUAUCGUACUGGUGAUUGAAGAGCACGCCCCAGAGAGGUUUCACAAAAUAUCAUCCUUCUUGUUCUGGCCGGGUUUCAACUAUCUUAUUCGCCAAGGAAAGGACAGACAGUUCCAGUUGGGUGGUCCAGAGGCAUUCCAGUAG
Molecule: messenger RNA, 1773 nt
Organism: Marasmius oreades (fairy-ring Marasmius)
Lineage: Eukaryota; Fungi; Basidiomycota; Agaricomycetes; Agaricales; Marasmiaceae
Exons: 3
Coding region: 1-1773 (590 amino acids)
Source: RefSeq, a predicted model, not a curated record